AUGGAACAGGACAAUAUCUACGACCCACACAAGUCGAGGGAGCUGGCCAUCCACAUCGCCGCCAGUUCCCCGGACUGCUCAAUGGAGCGCGUCGCCGCCCUGAUGUACUUCGCAGACGCCCGCGCCACCAGACAUCUCAGCCACUCAAUCACCGGCGACGACUACAUGCAGAGCCGCUUCGGUCCAACUCCGUGCAACCUGUCACAGCUGAUCAACGACAUGACCAACGACGGCGACGUCAACGCCUGUACCACCAUGACCUAUACCGAGGUUAAAGCCUCCAUCCUGCCUGCCCGUCAACCCAACCUGGCAGUCUUCACCGAGGACCAACGCGACCUGAUAAAUCGAGUCAUCGACGACUUUGCCGAUGCCACCACCGGCGACAUCAUGCACGCCGCCGAGCACGAGCUCAGCUACCGCUUGCAACGACCAUAUUCCCAACUCGCACUCUACCCCGUCCACGACCUACGAGAGUAA
Molecule: messenger RNA, 477 nt
Organism: Geodia barretti
Lineage: Eukaryota; Metazoa; Porifera; Demospongiae; Tetractinellida; Geodiidae
Source: the annotation of a GenBank genome assembly